Molecule: messenger RNA, 1273 nt
Organism: Rhododendron vialii
Lineage: Eukaryota; Viridiplantae; Streptophyta; Magnoliopsida; Ericales; Ericaceae
Product: expansin-A1-like
Exons: 3
Coding region: 258-1025 (255 amino acids)
Biological process (GO): plant-type cell wall organization
Cellular component (GO): extracellular region
Source: RefSeq, a predicted model, not a curated record
UUUGGGUCUUAUUGUUUGAUCCAAUUCACGGCUCCUCUGUUGAGCAAACCAUGUGAGUGGAGUGAACGUGAGAAUUACAAAUGAAUUUUAGAGAAUUUCUUGAGGGUGGCUGUGACAAAAAAUGGGACAAAGAUAUGAGGGAUUAGGAUCUGACCCUUAUUUAAGACACACUCUCUGUGUUUAGAAAAACCACUCAACGAAAACAAAGUUCCCAUUUUCUUCCUCGUCUGGCUUCUGCAACUGGAAGAGGAAGAAAAAUGGCAAAAAACAGCAUUCUUGCUCUGGUGAUCAUUUCCAUUUGCCACAGUUUCAUCAAUGCGGACGCGUUCACGGCUUCUAGCUGGUAUAGUGCUCAUGCUACUUUCUAUGGGGGCAGCGACGCCUCUGGAACAAUGGCUGGAGCUUGUGGGUAUGGUAACACAUAUACGACUGGCUAUGGGGUAGCAACUACAGCUUUGAGCACUGCAUUGUUCAACGGAGGGGCUUCAUGUGGGCAAUGCUAUAGGAUUGUUUGUGAUUAUUCCUUGGACCCACAAUUUUGUAUUAAAGAUAAGGAGAUUACUGUCACUGCGAGUGACUUUUGCCCGCCUAACUGGUCCGAACCAAGUGACAAUGGAGGGUGGUGCAAUCCUCCCCUCCAGCAUUUCGACAUGAGUGAACCUGCUUGGUUAAAUAUUGGGAUUUAUGUUGGUGGGAUCGUUCCAGUAUUGUACCAAAGGGUCCCAUGCGUGAAACAUGGUGGAGUUAGAUUCACAAUCAAUGGCAAUGAGUGGUGGAACACUGUCUUAAUAACCAAUGUGGCUGAGGCUGGAUCUAUUCAGUCCGUAUCAAUCAAAGGCUCAAACACUGAUUGGAUGACCAUGUCAUGGAACUGGGGCGCAAAUUGGGUAUCCAGUGCCGUUCUCGUUGGCCAGUCUAUCUCCUUUAUGGUCACAGCAUCUGAUGGAGAAGUCCAAACGUUUACCAACAUUGCGCCUUCAAACUGGGAAUUUGGCCAGACCUUCUCUAGCCUAGUUCAGUUCUAAAGUUGGAAAUGUCGUUUCAGGGUUCCGGUUGAGGGUUUGUGGUAUCUGGUGCUGUAGCGUGCUUUUUUGUUUUAUAGAAGCAGCUCGCCAUUCUUUUCUUGAGCUAAACAAAGGCCCUGUGUCGAUAGACCUGGUAUAUAUUUAGAUGAAAGAAUUUGGCACCUUCACUCGGUGAUAGUAUAUCACAGUUGGAUGUGAUAAUUGACACAGGGGUAUGUCAUUGAGUUUGAGUACUUCAUCAUGAUGGA